AUGCAGGACUACGACAAACUCACGUCAUUCUUGGGGGACUGGGGUCCCUUCCAGAUGGCGAUCUUCUUUCUCCUUAGCCUGACCGCUGUCCCUAACGGCUACGUGGGGAUGUCCGUGGUAUUCCUGGCAGACACGCCACCACAUUUCUGCCGAUCGCGCACUGGUAAUGGCAGCGGAUCGCCUAUUAAUCACUCGCUGAUUUCCUCAAAACUGGUAGAUGGGUCACCAGCUCUCGGCAGCUGCACCCGACUAAAGUGGACAGGCGAAGGUCAGGUGAACGAAACGGAGGAAUGUCUUGACGGCUGGGAGUUUAGCAAAGAAAGAUACGCGUCCACUAUUGUAACCGAGUGGAAUCUGGUUUGCAGUGAAGCUUGGAAAGUUCCAGCCUGUACUUCUAUCUAUUUUUGUGGUGUUUUAGCAGGGUCCAUGUUGUUUGCACAAUUUUCAGACAGGUUUGGCAGAAAGAAAACGCUGUUUAUCACCCUGGCCAUGCAGACAGUUUGUAGCCUCAUUCAAGUAGCAUCUGUUAACUGGCUCAUGUUUUGCAUCCUUUUCUUCUUUGUUGGAUUUGCGCAAAAUUCUAAGUAUAUAUCUGCUUUUGUUUUGGGCAAUGAACUGCUGGUCAAAUCCAUACGAAUUACAUAUUCUACAUUAGGAGUCUGUGUGUUUUAUGCUUUGGGAUAUGCCGUUCUUCCCAUGUUUGCAUAUUUCAUUCGUGAUUGGAGGAUGCUGCUUUUAGUCCUCUCUUUACCAGGAGUUCUUUAUACACCACUAUGGUGGCUGAUACCUGAAUCACCAAGGUGGCUUUUAUCCCAAGGACAAAUGGAAGAAGCAAAGGCAAUUCUUCAUGCAGCUGCACAAAAAAAUGGAGUUACACCUCCUGAAGUUAUAUUUACACCAGACGAGUCUUUGGAGUUGAUGCAAGAACACAUUAAGAAGACACGUUUGUACACCUACAUUGACCUUUUUAGAACAAGAAACAUUAGGUAUUUGACGGCCCUGGUUUGCCUCAUCUGGCUGGCAAAUACAAUUGGAUAUUUUGGUAUUUCCUUGAACACGUCAAACAUGAAUGGUGAUCCAUACAUCACUUGCUUCAUUUCGGCUGCUACAGAAAUAGCAGCUUAUACAAUUGCCUGGGCAAUAUUGAAACAUGCUCCUCGCCGGUGUGUGUUAUCACUCCUUCUGCUAUUGUCAGGAAGCUUGCUUCUGUUCAUUCAGUGUGUACCUUCUGAACUUCCAGUACUGACUAUCAUCCUGGCCAUGAUUGGGAAGUUUGGACUCACAAUUUCCAUGUCUAUUAUCUACGUUUAUUCAUCUGAACUCUUCCCUACAGUUGUUCGCAACAUGGGAAUGGGAGCUGCCUCCAUGUUCACUGGUAUUGGUGGCGUUACUGCCCCAUAUUUUGCCUACUUUGGAACCUACAAUAAAAUUGUGCCUUACAUAAUAAUGGGAUGUUUAACUCUGGCAACGGGGUUUUUCAGCCUGCUGCUUCCUGACACAGAAGCUCUCCCUUUUCCUGAGAAAAUGGAAGAUGUUCAGCCUCUUCGCUGGUGCUGGAAAGUGAAGAACAAGCAGAAAGCGACAUGUGAAGCUGUUCACUUAGAGCGUUAAGUUAUUCUAGAAAAGUUCUGCAGAACUGGAAAAUCUACAUUUUUCCCCACCUGAGUUUUGUUCUAAAAUAACUCACCAGUUUAUUCUAAUUAAGACAUUGAAAAUCGUAAUCUGUUUCUCUGUCUAAUGCAAUC
Messenger RNA from Polypterus senegalus (gray bichir), 1745 nucleotides. RefSeq names its product solute carrier family 22 member 5-like. The transcript is spliced from 10 exons. The record is from RefSeq and is a predicted model, not a curated record. Gene Ontology annotation, biological process: transmembrane transport. Gene Ontology annotation, molecular function: transmembrane transporter activity. The coding region runs from base 1 to 1611 and encodes 536 amino acids. NCBI's taxonomy places the organism in Eukaryota, Metazoa, Chordata, Cladistia, Polypteriformes, Polypteridae. Gene Ontology annotation, cellular component: membrane.